Trichoplusia ni (cabbage looper) is the source of this 2460-nucleotide messenger RNA. RefSeq names its product protein O-mannosyl-transferase 2 (gene twisted). Gene Ontology annotation, cellular component: endoplasmic reticulum; membrane. The record is from RefSeq and is a predicted model, not a curated record. The transcript has 16 exons. Lineage: Eukaryota; Metazoa; Arthropoda; Insecta; Lepidoptera; Noctuidae. The coding region runs from base 260 to 2383 and encodes 707 amino acids. Gene Ontology annotation, molecular function: dolichyl-phosphate-mannose-protein mannosyltransferase activity. Gene Ontology annotation, biological process: protein O-linked glycosylation via mannose.
ACAUAUAUAGAAAUACGUCGUUUCAUUAAACUAGGUCUGUGAUUAUACUACAGGUGAAAGUUCAAUUUGGGAGAUAUUUAAUUCUUAUAGCAACACUUUGAUUUGACCUUUAGUGACUACGGAACUGUCACAGUUAUCCAUGACGUUUGGUGUAUUUAUACCGUUACUUUUGUAUACAUUAUUUCUCGAUAUUAUAAAUUAAAAUGUUAUUAAAUCAUUAAUUUUAUAAAAUAUAUAUUUCCCUCUUGUUGCCUAAGUCAUGUCUGAAAAGAAGAUAAAGGGUGUAACUUCGAAGCAGAGUUAUAAAAUAUGGUGGAUAACAUUUGGAAUAAUAUGUGGGGCGACAUUCUUGACUCGAUUUUAUAAAGUUCUAGAGCCGGAUCAUGUUUGUUGGGAUGAGACACACUUUGGUAAAAUGGCCAGUUGGUACAUAAACAGGACAUUUUUUUUUGAUGUACAUCCACCUCUUGGCAAGAUGCUCAUAGCCUUAUCUGGGAAACUGACAGGAUAUGAUGGCACAUUUGCAUUCGAGAAGCCCGGGGAUAAAUAUGAGGGGGCCCGCUAUGAAGGAAUGAGAAUAUUUUGUACAACAUUGGGAGCUCUGAUAAUUCCACUGACUUUUUUAACUGUAUGGGAGAUGACAAAGUCGAUUGAAUCCACCAUCAUUGGAACCAUGUUAUUACUCUGUGAUGUGGGUUUCCUUACAUUAAAUAGAUAUAUUUUGCUGGACCCUAUCCUGUUGUUCUUCAUGAGUUGUUCAAUAUAUGGCGGAUUUAAGGUUCGAACUUUAACUGAUGAAGGACUGCCACCAUUCUCGCUCCGUAUGGUGUUGUGGCAAGUGUUCCUGGGCACGUCGCUCGCCUGCACGAUGUCAGUCAAGUUUGUCGGCUUGUUUGUCGUUCUGUUUGUUGGUCUGCGCACUAUCGCUGAUCUCUGGAACGUCCUUGGUGAUUUGAAUAAACCUGUCAGUUUAACGGUAAAACAUUUAAUUGGUAGAACAGUCACCCUUAUUAUAUGGCCAGCACUACUUUAUGUAUUCUUCUUUUGGAUACAUCUUACCGUUCUUAGUAAAAGUGGUAACGGCGACGGCUUCUAUUCAUCAGGCUUCCAGGCCCGUUUGGAAGGCAACAGCUUGCACAACGCGAGCGCGCCGAAGAUAGUCGCGUAUGGCGCUUACAUAUCGCUGAAGAACCACCGCACUGGUGGCGGGUACCUGCACUCCCAUCAUCAUCUGUACCCAGCUGGCGUUGGAGCCAAGCAACAACAGAUAACAACAUACACCCACAAAGACGAGAACAACCGUUGGCACAUAAAGCCUUACGACCGCGAGUACAGCGAGGCGGCGGGCGUGGUGCCCGUGCGCAGCGGGGACCUGGUGCGGCUGACGCACGCGCCCACCGGACGGAACCUGCACUCACACCGGGAGAAGGCGCCGCUCACUACCAAGUAUAUGCAAGUCACUGGGUAUGGAGAGGACGGUAUUGGCGAUGCGAACGAUGUGUGGAAGGUGAUCGUAUCGGGCGGUAAGGACGGCGAGGAGCUGCAGACCGUCAGGAGCAAACUUAUGUUUGUGCAUUACUUGCAGGCUUGCGUACUGACCACCACUGGCAAGCAGCUCCCGAAGUGGGGCUUCGAGCAGCAGGAGGUGGCGUGCAACCCUAACCUGAGGGAUAAGAACGCGCUCUGGAAUGUGGAAGAUAAUGUUUUUAAUGGCCUACCAAAAGUAAGUUUCGAGUCUUACGCGUCGGGCUUCAUCGAGCGAUUCCUGGAGUCGCACGCAGUCAUGUUCCAGGGCAAUGCUGGUCUCAAACCUAAGGAGGGGGAGGUCACAUCACAGCCGUGGCAAUGGCCCAUCAACUACAGGGGACAAUUCUUCUCAGGCAGUGGCCAUAGGAUCUACUUGCUCGGCAACCCAUUAGUUUGGUGGGGGAACUUGUUGUUCCUCGCUUUAUUCUUCGUUAUUUACGUCAUCAACUCUAUAAAAGAUAAACGGGCUGAAGCGUUCGGUACUCCAUUGCAAGGUGGUAAGAACCGUGAACUCCUGAAUGCGGCGGGCUGGACGUUUAUCGGCUGGGCGCUCCACUACGUGCCGUUCUGGGCGAUGGGCCGAGUGCUGUAUUUCCAUCACUACUUCCCUGCAUUAGUGUUCAGCUCUAUGCUCACAGGCAUCCUCACGGAAUACCUAUUGACUAGUAUCAGAAGUUUCCUGAGCCCAGAACUAGGCAGGACUGUGUACCACUGCAUCAUCGGAGUGGUUCUAUCCACGACCAUAUACAGCUUCUAUCUGUUCGCGCCACUGGCCUACGGAAUGAGUGGGCCACUGGCCCAUGAGCCUAAUUCAACAAUGGCCGGAUUAAAAUGGCUGGAAAGUUGGGAGUUUUAAUGUAAGUCGAUUUAAGAAUUCUAAGUAAUGUAUUUUUUUUGUAGGGCCAGGUAUAAAAUAAUAAUAAUUUAACUUAA